AAUCAAACAGUGUAAAGACUUCUAUGAGAUUCUCGGAGUGAAGAAAGAUGCGUCUGAAGAUGAUCUCAAAAAGUCAUAUAGAAAAUUAGCGCUGAAAUUCCAUCCCGACAAAAACCACGCACCGGGUGCCACUGAGGCAUUUAAAGCUAUUGGAAAUGCCUAUUCCUGCUUGAGUAAUGCUGACAAGAGGAAACAGUAUGACCAGUGUGGUGAGGAGAAGAGACAUCCGUCAAGACAGGGCCAGACCAACGGAGACUUCCAGGCUGAUAUUUCACCUGAGGACCUCUUCAAUAUGUUCUUCGGAGGGGGUUUUCCAGCAAGCAAUGUUCAUGUAUACAGAAAUGGGCGUUAUCAGAGGCCAGCGGGACAACAGGGACAACAGAGAGAGGGAGGCUUUGCGCUCUUUGUCCAGCUGCUGCCCAUCGUCAUCCUGGUGGUUGUGUCAGCUCUCAGUCAGAUGAUGGUCUCCACCGCCCCCUACAGCCUCAGCUUCAGGCCGUGAGUCUAACCCCUGACC
Molecule: messenger RNA, 517 nt
Organism: Salvelinus sp. IW2-2015
Lineage: Eukaryota; Metazoa; Chordata; Actinopteri; Salmoniformes; Salmonidae
Product: dnaJ homolog subfamily B member 12-like
Exons: 4
Biological process (GO): cellular response to misfolded protein
Cellular component (GO): endoplasmic reticulum membrane
Molecular function (GO): Hsp70 protein binding
Source: RefSeq, a predicted model, not a curated record